UAAAAGGAGGCUUCAGAGGGCAUCAAGAGGUCGCGGUGGAAGUCGGGACAGCGGCGGAGCGCAUUAAUGUCUGCGCACUCGUAAGCAAAGUGCGUGUCCCCUGUGUGUCCGCUUCGGGUUGCCCGUUUUUGGAAUGCACCGCACGGCAUCUGCGCUUGUGUUGUUUGCGAGGAAGACCGUUUAGUUUCAAACUCCGAGCUUUUCUGCGCUAGGGUUUGUCGUCGUCAUUUUCGUCAGCGUUCGUUUCAAAACCAGUCCGAGCUUGCUUCAUAUUAUCGAUGCAUUGAUAGUCAGCUAGCUCGCUAGCUAGCAAGACGGCUAGCCCAUACGGUGGCUCCUAGUCUUAGCUAGUCAGGUAGCGAACUAGCUGAAUAAGUAAAAGCCGAUAAAGUAUCCUGUUAGUUCGCAGAGUGCUGUAUAUUGGCUGUUUUAUAAUCCUUAGUUAGUUAGUUAGCUGGCUGAUUGAUUGUUGAGGGAAUUAUUUUUUUAAAAAGAAGAAGCGGUAACACACGUGGGAGAGGCCGGAGAGAGAAGGACGGAGGAGAAUCAGUGACGCCAGGAGCGGCCGAUGAAUUCAGACCAGGGCGGAGAGCCGCUGCAGGAGGAGGCCGAGCCGGGACUAAAAGCCCGCGGGGAGGCUGAGCCGGGACCGAGAGCCUGUGAGGAGGUCGGGGCUGCAGAGUCGGGCAGUAUGGUGACCUCGAAGGGAGCGGGUCUGAACCCUAAUGCCAAAGUGUGGCAGGAGAUGCCCUCAGUACCCACUGAGGCUCCUGUGGAUGGUACCGAAGCUUCCCCAUGGUCCCAGUCGAACAUAACUGAAGAAUCUACUGGAUGUAAAGCAUACACACCUGGCUUCCCAGUUCUCAUGGACAACAGCACCACGGCCACAGCAGAUGGUGUCGUCAACGGCAUGGACCCCUCUGACCCAAACCCUCUGACUGGGUGUAAUGAAUCCAAACUGCCUGAAGAUCAGCCUCUCUCUGCAGAAAGCUUGCGUGAGUCUCUGAAAAAAGAGCUGGAAUUCUGCUUCAGCAGGGAGAACUUAUCGAAGGAUCUUUACCUGAUUUCUCAAAUGGACAGCGACCAGUUUGUGCCAAUUUGGACUAUUGCCAGCAUGGAAGGAAUUAAAGUUCUUACCACUGAUCUGGAUCUUAUCUUGGACGUUUUGAGAUCAUCUCCUAUGGUUCAAGUGGACGAAAAAGGGGAGAAAGUGCGGCCAAAUCACAAACGCUGCAUCAUCAUCCUGCGUGAGGUUCCAGAAACAACCCCUGUGGAGGAAGUGGAGGCCUUGUUCAAGAACGAGAACUGUCCGAAGGUCAUUAGUGUGGAGUUUGCGCACAACAAUAACUGGUACAUUACAUUCCAAUCGGAUACGGACGCUCAACAGGCAUAUAAAUACUUAAGGGAAGAAGUCAAAACAUUUCAGGGAAAACCCAUCAUGGCCAGAAUAAAAGCCAUCAAUACCUUCUUUGCAAAGAAUGGCUACCGCAGCCUGGACUGCAGCGUUUAUCAGCAGCAGUCUCACACGCAGUCCCAGUACAGCUCGCCGCUCUUCAUGCAGCCUAUAUACAACCCCCAGCAGCAGUAUCUCUACGGCAUUGUCCCUCCCACCUGGACUCCAUCUCCAACUCCGUACUUUGAGACUCCUCUGGCACCUUUUCCUAACAGCGGGUUUGUCAACGGAUUUGGCACAGCUGCACACUACAAAACUGGUUCAAAUUCUCUCAACAUUGGCCGCCCUUUCAACAGAAACCGUGUCCCACUCUAUUCAAGAAAGAAUGUAAUAAAUGCCUUCAGGAACCACGUGAAGCCCCAGACGAGGGUGAAUGACGGACUGGCCUCCACUGUCCCCCCUGUGUCUGUGGUGGACGGGCUCCGCAGUCCACAGCCUCCUGCCAGUAGUAACUCAGUACUGGCCACCUCUGAGCUGAGCUCCUCUUUCCCUCACCUGACCACCUCCGCUGAGCCAAACGAUGACGGCACCAUGGCCGGAAGAGGACGGAGGAAUACAUACAGAGCGACUCGGAGGAGGAGAGAGGACGAACGAACCACAAGGCCAGUUCCGCUCACUGAAGUUAAGGUUUCACCACCUAAAUUUGACCUGGCUCCUUCCAAUUUCCCUCCGCUCCCUGGAUGCUCAGGCAGCCCGCAGGGAGAGCCAGUGUUGGAGAACCGCAUGUCUGACGUGGUACGGGGUCUCAACAGAGAGAAGCAGUCAGACUCGAACAAAGAAUCCACUGUGAGUGCUGCUGCUCCGGCCUCUGAGGAGACGGUCCCCAGACCUGCACUGACUGCAAGCAAACCCACAGUUCACGCUGCAGAUCCUGCUAGCUACAGUGCAAGCGCAACCCCUCAGGACAAGAAACUGGAUAAAACUGAGCCCUUGGUCCAUAAAGAGAUGCCCGUGAACCCAAGCACCACCUCAGCCAUUCCACCGACUUCGGCUCAGCCUGCUCCUGUCUCAAAGACUCCGCCGAGUCCUGCCAACCCUGCAGCCCCACAGGCCAACGCUGGCCACCCCGGCCCCGCCCCACUGGAGCCUCGGAAACUGAGCUAUGCUGAGGUGUGCCAGCGGCCCCCCAAGGAUCCCCCACCACCUCCUCCUCCACCACCUGUGGUCAGCCCCAGUCCCACCAGCUCUACCUCGCAGCCUCUGAGGGAGCUGCGCGUCAAUAAGGUCGACGAGCAGUCGGGCAACAGCGAGAGGCCCGAGCGGCCACAGGAGCGUGGUGGGGACUGUAAGAGCAGAGAGGGCCGGCCGACUCGUGAUUCACAGGGCUUCUACCGCAGCAACGGCCCUCCCAGAGCCAGCACGGGGGGGUUCAAACUCCGCGAGCAGCAAAGGCGUCCUCAGUUCACCCGUCGCACAUCGCCCCAAGGAGCCUCCAGACACACUGGCAAAGAGCAGAACAUCCCCCCUAUAUCGCCAAAGUAAAGACUUGACUAAAUCCUUAAUGUAUGAAUAUAUAUAUAUACAUAUACAUAUAUAAAUGAAUAUAUAUAUAUAAAGAGAUGAAAUAUAAGAAGUUUAAAAAUCUAAAAUAGCCACCUCGUUUGCCUGGAGCACAUCCACAGGAAAAUCUCAUGAAAUGACAAUGCACAGACGGAGACGUCCUGGUGUAUGGGCAGGGGGGAAAAAUGGAAGCUAGUUCAAAGCUUGUUGAAGGAAGUCAUCAAAUAGGAAAAAGUGCGCUUCUAAACUUGACAAUGCCCCUUCAGAAUGUAACUUUAUUUUUUUGCUUUCUUUCCCCACUUCCUUGACGAGGGCAUUUUUACCCAGGAGGUGGUGGGCCCGAGAGCAUCAUAACAGCUGAGUGCUCAGUGCUGCUGUUGAGCUGAAACAAUAAUGGCAGUCUGCAAAGAACAUAUGCACUAAGAAGAAAAGGAACAUGCAUACUGGCAUGUACCUAUACAAAGAUAUCACUUUGACAUGCAAGGAUUCUACAAAAUUUUUUUUUUUUCUUCCUCUUUUGGUUUUUUUUUUUUUUUUUUUUUUGACCUCCAUUCGCAUUUGCAGGUGACUGGGAAUGCGAUGUGAUGGAGUGAGUGAGAUGUACAUGAACUUUGCUCUUUGAAUGGAAGGAUGUAUUUUGCAGUAGUGUUGACGAAUCAGUUUUGGGUUUUCAAUCCCAUUUAGAAAAUGCAACGCCCGCUUGAGUGGAUUGGCAGAUAGCUAGGAACAGCAGUGAGGCUUGCUGUUACUCUGGAAUUUUGCAUCAUUUUUGUGUGACAUGGCUGAUCUAAGCUCCUCGAAUCAGAAGAGCUGCUGUUUAGAAACAUGUAAAAGAUGCGUUGGCUUGUGGAGCUUCAGUAAUUAUUCAUAUAAAUCACUUAAAGAGGUCAGAGCCUGCCAAUUAUAAUGCUGGAUCACUGGUUUGCUUUUAUUUCCUUCCUUCCUCCCCCUCUCUCUUUAUUUUCUUUAAUUAUUGUUUAGUUAGAUUUGUGUAACCAACAGCCUGUGAAAGAUCACAAUAUCAGUCAGGUACAUAGACACUCAAGUAUUUUGUCAUCUCAGUUGUUUUUGUUUUUUGUUUAUUCUCCCAAAAUGGCUUCUGAGCAAGCCUGUUUUUCCUGAUGAUCAGUCAAGUGCUUGACUGUGUUUACAAGUCUUGGGCUAAGAGGCAGAGGUGAAGCUGCUUUUGGUUGCAUUUUGGGCGACACUAUUCUUAAUCAGGACCCUUACUAUAAUGAUUAGUAGCUAUUGUGCUUAGGUAUGUGAUAGUGAUUUUAGGCCAGGAAACCCCAAGGCCUGUUUUAUUGACUAGUGAUCUCACUAUGCUGUAUUGUUUCAGCUGUACAGAAAUGGGUUGAUUUCACUGUACAAAACAUUUUUCAAUUGGUUUAAAUUGUGGUACAUCCUAAAACGGUGAAUGUUUUUUGGUUCGUUCCUCCCAUCCUUGAGAUACAGUGCAAAGCACAACGGAUGCAGGAUGAAAGGCUGAAAGUAUGAUUUGUUGCUCUUCAAGCACACUCUUGUGAUUGUGCACAAAUCCUGUUUCAACAAUUGUGGUUUUUUUUUUUUGUUUUGUUUUUUUUUUAAAAAUGGAUUUGGGUUUUGGGUGAGUAUGGAGAUCAUAUUACUUUUCUUUCCCUGGUGAAAAUAAGUGAGACAUUUAGUGCAGGCCAUUGAAAUGUUAAAUGAUUGAAAUCACAUCUCUCAAUUAUAUUUUUUUUAAUAACGCUUGGAGGGUUUUUUUGUUGUUGAACCUUGUUGCAUAUUGAUGAUCUUGGGCAUUUUAUCAUACACCAGAGUCAUUUCAUGCAAUUUUGGAACAUCAGCAAAACCUUUUAAGAAAUCUCUCUACAUGCUUAUUGUGUCCUCCUUGAUUAUCCCACAAAAUGGAAGACUCGUCUUGAUAUUUAGAUGGUUUACAUCAGUAACUUUGACACAAAAAAAAGGCGUGCUCAGAUCUGGAUUGACUUUUGCUCUUGGCUUCUGUACCAAAACACACACGAGUUCCUUUUGUGUGUGAGUAUCCGCUCCUGGACGAUGACUUUGUCGCAUGUGCUUUCCAAAGCAGCAACUCCGUCACCACCAGAAAGCAAAAGGAGGUGGAAAAAUGAAGCAAUGUGAAAGUGAACUGGCGCUGUUCGUUCAAAAUUGUAAUCAGAGGAAGAUACAGUAUUGCUGUUCAAUUCAUUGUAAGUACUGUGGGUUUUGUGUUUUGUUUUUUUUGUUUGUUUUUUUUGUUUUUUUUGGGGGGGGGGGCGUUUGUUUUUUUUAAUUGAAUUUUUAAGUUUAUUUUAAUCCUCCUCCCUUUCCCUCCUCACCCUCCCCAGUCUUUGUAGGCCAUGUUCCUGACUUGUGUACAAAACGACAUUGGGAGAGAAUCACAGAUUUAACAUUUGUAUAUUUUUGAGAUCUCAGCAAAGAAAAUACUUGACGCGUUUACUAGAGGCUUAGUAAUGCAGUAAAUAAAUAACGAAUCACUGGGGCUUUUAUUUUGUUUGUUUUUUUUCUUCUUUUCCUUUUCUUUUCAUUAAUGGAUUUGAGCAGCUAGUGGUUUAGUGUAAUGGAACAAAAUGCACUAACUUGUUUAAUAAAAAAAAAACUUACUGUUGAUGUAAUGUGAAAUCAUAUUAGAAGCAUACGAUAAUGACAUUGAUGUCGAGCGGCUUGCAGAAAUCUACAGGAAUAGCAUUCUCUUUAAUGUUUGGGUUGUCACUGUUAAUUGGUUUUAGGGCUGCUGUGGCAAAGGGAAGAAUUAAUAUAAUGGAUUGAAAGUGUUUGGAGACAGUACAUUCUUGCUGUCUGCGUAAAAUGUCAUUAAAAAAAAUAAAUUAUUUUGUUUUGGCCUUGGA
This is a messenger RNA of Ictalurus furcatus (blue catfish), 5802 nucleotides long. It is a transcript of the gene larp4aa, whose product is annotated as la-related protein 4. Gene Ontology annotation, cellular component: cytoplasmic stress granule; cytosol. The record is from RefSeq and is a predicted model, not a curated record. Bases 569 to 2935 code for a protein of 788 amino acids. The transcript has 17 exons. Gene Ontology annotation, molecular function: mRNA 3'-UTR binding. Lineage: Eukaryota; Metazoa; Chordata; Actinopteri; Siluriformes; Ictaluridae. Gene Ontology annotation, biological process: positive regulation of translation.